This is a messenger RNA of Klebsormidium nitens, 2144 nucleotides long. Lineage: Eukaryota; Viridiplantae; Streptophyta; Klebsormidiophyceae; Klebsormidiales; Klebsormidiaceae. The record is from the annotation of a GenBank genome assembly.
GAAAGCUCCAGCUGGCAGUGGCAGGCUUAGUAAGGCGCAGGCGGCAGCUGCUGCAUACGAGAGCUCAUGCAGUACGAGCUAGCUGCUGUUGCCAGUGUUGGUCAAAGCAUCGAGGUCAUCAUAUUGCCAACAUUGGAAGUGGGCGUUCUGUGACUGAGGGGAGUUGCUCGCAGUAGGAGUCCCGGCGCUCGCCCCUUACUGUGUCCCACAGUGCUAGGCCAGCUUGGCUCAGCAGGCAUCGUCAGGUCAUAAGGUCUUUCUUACGUCGUUCUCAAGGGGGCCCAAGGCGGCACGUUUCGUUGCAGAUUCAUUGGCUAUCUGCAGAGAGUUUGAACGUUUCGUUCACGAGUAGCCCGGCAGGUUUACGUGUGCCCAAAAGAGGGGCUGUGGUGGUUUCAAGAUGUCGUCUGUCUCUCAAAGUAAAAAUGGUGUUGAGGACUUUGACACGGGCCAACGCGGGGGCGUUGCUGAAGCGGGUCUUUCGGGCAGGCCUGGAGAGUUGCAAGAUGGACAUUCGCGCCCUCGGUUGCGCACGUCCUUGUUCAACCAGGACUCCGUUCUUGCUGAAGAAGCGCAAUCGGCAAAUUUGUUGACAGAGAAUAUGGGGCCGUCGAGGUUGCGAGAAAAGGGGCUAGCUGAUACGGCCCUCUCAGAGAGCAUGCGCACGAUCACCGCGGACAGCGCUGAGCCUCUGAGCAGAAGUGCGGAUGCUACUGCAAACGGGGGUGACCAAGGGAGUGCUCCGCGAGAAUCUGGGGGGUGUGCGCCAGUGGGCGGUUCGACAGAGAGGCGGGAAGUGCCGGCGGGGGGCCUGGACAACAGCAGUAGUGGGAGCGGGACGUUCCGGAGCAGCUCUCGGGCGUUGGGGUUACAGCACAGUGUGUCGGGAAAGAAGCGGGCGCUCUGGCAAAUAGACCUGAGUGAGGUGGACCUGGGAGAGUUGAUUGCGUCGGGGUCGUUUGGGAGCGUACACAGGGGGCACUACGGCGGGCGCGAGGUGGCCAUCAAGCUGCUGCACAUCCCGGAGAGCAGCAGCGACAAGGAGAAGCGCGCCGCGCUGCACGCCUUCAAGCAGGAGGUCUCCGUCUGGCACGCGCUGCACCACCCCAACAUCGUCGAGUUUAUUGGCGCUUCCAUGGAGGCGAAGCAGUGGGCGAUUGUGACGGAGUACAUCGCUGGGGGAUCCCUCAAGUCGUUCACCGCGCAGCGGCAGGGCAAGAAGCUGCCGCUGCAGCAGGCUGUCAACAUGGCGCUCGACGUGGCGCGCGGCAUGGCGUACUUGCAUAAUAAGGACAUUUUGCACCGCGACCUCAAGUCCGCCAAUCUGCUGAUCGACCCCUCGUACCGCGUCAAGGUCGCCGACUUUGGGCUGGCGCGCCAGGAGGCAGCAGACCCGGGGGACAUGACGUGCGAAACAGGCACCAUCCGCUGGAUGGCCCCCGAGGUGAUUGACCACCGGCCGUACACGCGCAAGGUGGACGUGUAUUCGUUCAGCAUCGUGGCGUGGGAGAUCUUCUCCAUGAAGCUGCCCUUCGAGGGCUUCUCCUUCGUGCAGCUCGCGCACGCCGUCGUUGCAAGUAACGCUCGCCCCCCCCUCGCGGGCAUCCCGAAGCCCCUAGCGGACAUUCUGGAGCGGUGUUGGGACCCCGUGCCCGAGCGGCGGCCGGACUUCAACACGGUUGUUAAGUGGCUCGAGGACGUACUGGACAGCGGCGUGUCUGAUCUUAAGGACGCGGAAACGGCGGGGUGUUGCGCGUGCAUUUUACUGUGACGCGAGAGAGCAGUUGCUCUUCGCCUUCCGCAUAACAUUGCGGCAUGCUCUUAGUUGCCACAUACGGAAGAUGACUCGGCGUCUGUUUUGCGACCCGGCCUGCCUGCCCUGCGACGUGCCGCGUGUCACAGAUUGCUGUACUAUUGUUGCUAGGUGUUAUCGAGUUGUUUGGUGUCUUGAGUCUCAACCUCAAACCAAUGCUCGCAAGAGUGGCGUUCAAUCGCACAAGAGAAAGCAAUUGUACAUCAUUAGGCAAGACAGAACUUAACACUAGGAUCGGGGUCUGGAAUUCGUGUAAGUAUAUGAAGGCGUGCAUUGUUGCAUUCGAAGCGGGGCUUGGAUGGUCACAUUAUUGCGUGCAUUGGACCGGUCG